This is a messenger RNA of Trichoderma breve, 1164 nucleotides long. Its product is annotated as lysine methyltransferase domain-containing protein. The transcript has a single exon. NCBI's taxonomy places the organism in Eukaryota, Fungi, Ascomycota, Sordariomycetes, Hypocreales, Hypocreaceae. The record is from RefSeq and is a predicted model, not a curated record. Bases 1 to 1164 code for a protein of 387 amino acids.
AUGGGGAUGCCUGUUGUGGAGACUCCCCUGGUUCCGCUGUCUCUAAGUCUGCCACCCCUCAGGAAAUCGACUAGUCUCACAGAGGCUCAGGCACGGCAAGCUCUGCGUCGGAUUCAUGAAUUUACUUUGUAUCCAAUCCCGCCAGUGCUUGAGCUGGAGUCAGCCAGUCACAACCAAGAUGCCUCCGCACUAGAUUCAGGUUAUGCGUCUGAAACGGAAGCUGAUGAGGCAUCCAAGGCCGGCAAGGCGAUCCCUCUGUAUCUGGACCCGAUAGAGCGCGACUUUGCCGUGCGCUGGCUCACCGGAUUCAUUGGACAAGCCUGGGAGUUCCCUCUGAGCGAUGACAUACGCGACGAGUUUGUGGAUGCUGCAUGCUCACUGCUAUCGUAUUUCACUUCCCCCGAGGAUGACUCCAACACGCCCGAUGAAGAUCCCGGCAUGACGCGCCGAUUCCAGUUCUCAACUGGCAACGGCGCCGAAACCUUUGUGGUUGAUCUUUAUGAUACUCCCAUGCAAACCGGCGAAGACCACACCGAUGUUGGCCUGCAAACUUGGGGAGCCUCCAUCGCAUUCUCUCAGAUGUUUUGCACUGCGCCCAUGGAUUUUCUGGCGACCACGAGAGCACUUGAUUCCUCUACUCGAAUUGUUGAGCUUGGUGCCGGAACAGGCCUUGUCAGCCUGGUGCUUGCAAGUCUGUUACCAACGAUCACCGAUUCAGUACCGUCUAUUGUUGCAACCGACUAUCACCCCACCGUGCUAAAGAACCUGGAAAAGAAUGAAGCGUCCCAUUACAAGGAAGGAUCUACAGCAAUGGUGCAGGUGGCUCAUCUUGAUUGGUGUGCACCUCCAUUAGACGUACCUGCAGACAUCCUCGUGGCAGCAGAUGUUGUCUAUGCCGUGGAGCAUGCGCGAUGGCUUCGUAAUUGCGCUGCUUCUUUACUCACGCCGGACGGUGUCUUUUGGUUGAUGGUUUCUAUCAGACCUAAUGGCAAGUUUGCGGGUGUAUGUGAUUCGAUAGAAAGCAUAUUCACCAAGCCAAGCCUAUCUGACAUGAAUGGCAGCCGAUAUCUGAAAAUUUUGGAUAAUCGGUGGAUUGACAAGAAGGAUAGCGUUGGGCGAGCCGACGAAGUUGGUUACAAACUCUUUAGAAUUGGAUGGGCGUGA